This is a messenger RNA of Capra hircus (goat), 810 nucleotides long. Its product is annotated as neurturin. The record is from RefSeq and is a predicted model, not a curated record. Gene Ontology annotation, molecular function: receptor tyrosine kinase binding; growth factor activity; glial cell-derived neurotrophic factor receptor binding. Lineage: Eukaryota; Metazoa; Chordata; Mammalia; Artiodactyla; Bovidae.
ACAGACGACGGAGGCCGUGUGGCUGACCAUCCCGUGGACGCAGGCUGAGGAUGCAGCGCUGGAAGGCGGCGGCCCUGGCCUCGGUGCUCUGCAGCUCCGUGCUCUCCAUCUGGAUGUGUCGGGAGGGCCUGCUCCUCGGCCACCGCCUCGGACCUGCGCUGGCCCCGUUGCGCCGGCCGCCUCGCACCCUGGACGCCCGCAUUGCCCGUCUGGCCCAGUACCGUGCACUGCUGCAGGGCGCCCCGGACGCCGUGGAGCUUCGAGAACUGACGCCCUGGGCCGGGCGGUCCCCUGGUCCGCGCCGUCGGGCGGGGCCCCGGCGGCGGCGCGCGCGUGCGCGGUCGGGGACACGGCCUUGCGGGCUGCGCGAGCUCGAGGUGCGCGUGAGCGAGCUGGGCCUGGGCUACGCAUCGGAAGAGACGGUGCUGUUCCGCUACUGCGCAGGCGCGUGCGAGGCGGCCGCGCGCGUCUACGACCUGGGGCUGCGACGCCUGCGCCAGCGGCGGCGAGUGCGGCGAGAGCGGGUCCGCGCUCAGCCCUGCUGCCGCCCGACGGCCUACGAGGACGAGGUGUCCUUUCUGGACACGCACAGUCGCUACCACACGGUCCACGAGCUGUCGGCGCGCGAGUGCGCCUGCGUGUGACCCUACCUCAGCCGGCCCGGAGAGACGGCGGCCACGGCCCCCGCCCCGACGGCACCCACGGUCCCGCCUGGCAAGCCCCGCGACAGACUGCGCACAAGCAGAAGAUGCCGUCCAGGGCCCAGGACUCUCGCGUUAACUGUACCAAAAUAAAGUGUGGAAAAUCCAG